UAAAUCUUUGCUAUGCUGGUAUUUGGCUUUCGAGUCUCUAGCGGUGCAGUGGCAGCAACAGCAGCAGCGAGCAAAACACAAAAGCAACAAACGGCGUUCAGGCGAAAAACACGAACUUACCGAAACGAAAUCGCUGUGAAAAGAAAAUACAUAAAACAGACCAGACCACACAAAAUCCAAGCAAGAAAAACUUACAGACAUUCGGGCAGACUUUUUUUGAAAUUGUUGUUUUUAUUUUAAUGAAACACGCAUUUGUGCUUCUACUUGCGCUUUAUAAUUUUUAUUUAACUAAAAGCAGCAUUUCCAUUAACUAGUGCAAAGCACUUGUGCUCUAUUUAUUUUUUGUUUUUUUUUUGUGUUUUGCGAAGACAAAACAAACGCAAAGGAAACUUUAAUUGGAGCAUCGGGCCAAAGGCAAAACAACGAUAAGCGGGCGUAUACAAAACAAACGAGAAACGCAUUAGGAAAAAAAAAACAAAAAGCAAAAGAAAAAGGGGAUUAGAGCUCAACGCGCGCGCACUGUUUGUAAGUGUGAAUAAGUGAAAGUUACGCGCGCGUGUGCAGCGACAUAGGCCACGCCCACGCCACACCGCCCACAGACAAUGAACCGAUCAAACAGUUUUGUCAGCUCACUAAAAUGGUGGCCACUGCAGGGCCACAACAAUCAGGCAACGCCACCGACCGGAGCAGCGUCGAAUGGCGGCAGCGCCGGCUAUUCACAGUCGGCGCCCAGCUCUCCCACAUCGAAUUGGCCGCCGUCGCUGCAGCAGCAGCAGCAUCACCACCACAAGCUGAGCGUCGGCGCCAAUGUGAACGCCACAUUUGGCAGCAGCGUCGCCGUACAAAAGCUGCGCGAAUCGAAAUGGUUCAAGCCCGAAGAGCAUCGUAUUUUCUGCGCCGUAGUCGAAUGCGGUUUCAUUGUGGAGGUGCGCAGCAGUGCUGCUGCCAAAGCUGCGGCAGCUGCAGCCGCUGCUGCUGCUGCGGCGGCCGCUGCCAGCGAUGCCGAUUCCCUGGACAUCGAUUGCCCGGUCCUCACACUAGCGCCGCCAUUGAUAAUACCCCGUAAUGGCAGCAGCAGCAUAAGCUUUCUCGAAGCGCAGGAUGAAAACGAGACGCCGGUAGCCUCAUGGUACGGCAUCGUACUGUGCAAGGUGGCCAAAGACAAUAAACCAAAACCGGAAACUAUUGAGAUCUAUUCUGUAAAAAUACGAGAAAACGGAACAUACAAACUAAUCAAAAUGUCAUUGGCCGACAUUUGGAGCCAUGGCUGGGAGUUGCGCAUCAAUAAUUUUGCUGACAAGGAGAAAACGCCGCACAACGAAAAGGACAUACGCAAUCAGGUGUCGCUGGCACGCAAGGCCAAGCAGAGUCUUUGGAAUAAUAAUAAGCAUUUUGUGUACUGGUGCCGCUAUGGCAGUCGCCAGCAGGAUGUACGCAAGCGACAGAUGUCCGAGUGCGUGAAAUGGGGCAGCGUUGGCAUGAAUGCGGGCAUGUUGCUGGUGCUCAAUAAUAGGCAAAAGUGCCACUCCCACUCAAAGUAACUAACACGAAGCACACACUUAUAAAGCAUAUGAACACAUACACACAAACACACACACACACACACACAGACACAUUUAUACAUAUCGCUUUAAAUUCUUCUGCUUUGUCACAGAGCGUUAGGUGAAGGAGAAACAAAAGAGAAACAAACAAAAUCCAAAGCAAAUUGUGAUAAGAUAAAUCAUAUUUCAGCACCAAACAAAUGCAAAUAUAUGUAUAUUUAUUAACAUAAUGAUACAUACAUAUGUAUAUGAACAAUAUGCAGAAGAAACAACAACACAGCGAUCGUGUGAGCAGCAGCGACUGCUAGAGAGCGGGCUCUAAAUUGGUUACUUUAUUUAAUUAAAAAAAAAAAAGGGUAAUACACACACACACACACACACACAGAGG
Messenger RNA from Drosophila hydei, 1929 nucleotides. RefSeq lists its product as uncharacterized. The coding region runs from base 603 to 1541 and encodes 312 amino acids. The transcript has 4 exons. The record is from RefSeq and is a predicted model, not a curated record. Lineage: Eukaryota; Metazoa; Arthropoda; Insecta; Diptera; Drosophilidae.